Molecule: messenger RNA, 1862 nt
Organism: Ceratotherium simum simum (southern white rhinoceros)
Lineage: Eukaryota; Metazoa; Chordata; Mammalia; Perissodactyla; Rhinocerotidae
Source: RefSeq, a predicted model, not a curated record
UGGCAGUGAGAGCUCAGUUGCCCUCCCGCAGGUGUGGAGGCUGAGGUGCAUGGGUCUGUGCCCUCCCUGGUGGAGGUAAUGCGAGGGAAGUCAGCCACCCUGAACUGCACCGCGUUGGGGAUGCACGACCAUUUUGCGCUGGAAUGGUUCCUGGCCGACCGCUCCGGGGCCCGCCACCGCCUGGCCUCGGCCGAGCUGCAGGGCUCUGAGCUCCAGGUCAGGAUGCACGACUCCCGGGGCCGCAGCCCCCCAUACCAGCUGGACUCCCAGGGGCGCCUGGUGCUGGCCGACGCCCAGGUGGGCGACGAGCGGGACUAUGUGUGCGUGGUGCAGGCGGGGGCAGCGGACACCGCCGAGGCCACCACCCAGCUCCGAGUGUUCGCAAAACCAGAGGCCACCGAGGUUUCCCCCAACAAAGGGAUUCUAUCUGUGAUGGAUGACUCUGCCCAGGAGAUCGCCACCUGCAACAGCCCCAACGGGAACCCGGCCCCCCAGAUCACGUGGUAUCGGAACGGGCAGCUCCUGGAGGUGCCCCUGGAGGUGAACUCAGAGGGCUACAUGACCACCCGUACCGUGCGGGAGGCCUCGGGCCUGCUGUCCCUCACCAGCACCCUCUACCUGCGGCUCCGCAAGGCCGACCGGGACGCCAGCUUCCACUGCUCCGUGAGCCACCGCCUGCCCGCCGGCCGGCAGGGCCGCCUGGACAGCCCUGUCUUCCGCCUCACCCUGCACUAUCCCACGGAGCACGUGCAGUUCUGGGUGGGCAGUCCAGCCACCACGGAGGGCUGGGUCCGCGAGGGUGACUCUGUCCAGCUGUUCUGCCGGGGGGACGGCAGCCCCAGCCCGGAGUACACCUUCUUCCGCCUCCAGGCCGAGCAGGAGGACGUGCUGAAAACAGAUCUCCAGGGCAACUUGACCCUGGAGGGGGUGCAGCGGGCCCAGAGUGGGACCUACGGCUGCAGGGUGGAAGACUACGACGCCGCCGAGGACGCCGAGCUCUCGCAAACGCUGGAGCUGCGCGUGGCCUAUCUGGACCCCCUCGAGCUCAGCACUGGCGAGGAGCUUCUCGUAUUCCUGAAUAGCAGCGCCGCCGUGAACUGCUCCGUCCAAGGCCUGCCCACCCCUGCCCUACGCUGGACCAAGGACUCCAUUCCGCUGGGGGAUGGCCCCACGCUCUCACUCAGCAAAAUCACCUUUGAUUCUGCUGGCACCUACUUGUGUGAGGCCUCCAUGCCCAGGGUCCCCCUCCUCAGCCGCACCCGGAGCUUCAAGCUGCUCGUCCAAGGGCGACCAGAGGUGAGGCCAGAGGAGACUCAGCCCCAGGGAGAGGGCAGCUGGAGGGAAGGAGACGAAGUCAGGCUGAUCUGCUUUGCCCGCGGCUACCCAGAGCCCAAACUCAGCUGGAGCCAGUUGGGCGGCAGUCCAGCAGAGCCGGCCCCCGGAGGGCAGGGCUGGGUGAGCAGCUCCCUGACCCUGAAGGUGACCAGUGCCCUGAGCCGAGACGGCGUCUCCUGUGAGGCCUCCAACGCCCACGGGAACGCUCGGCACGUCUUCCAUUUUGGUGCUGUGGCCCCCCAGACCGCCCAGGCCGGAGUGGCCGUCAUGGCCGUGGCCGUCAGCGUGGGCCUCCUGCUUCUCGUCGUUGCUGCCUUCUACUGCAUGAGACGCAAGGGCCGCUCCGGCUGCUGCCAGCGGGGGGAGAAGGGGGCUCCGUGAGUGGCCUGCGACCUCGGACUUGACCUCUGUAACCAAGCCCAUCCCUGUGUCCGACUCUGACCAACCUCAACCCCAAACCCAGCCUGUGACCAACCUCAGCUGCACCUUAUUGUCAACCCCAAGCCCAACCACUUCCCCAACCCAAC